AAAUUUAUGGUUAUCCUCGUCAACCAUCGAGGUAGGGCAACCUUGUCUCGGAAAAACUUUUUUUUUUUUUUUACAUACGCAUUCAUUCGUGUCUAUUGUGUACUUUUAUUAACAUUAACGCUUGAAUAACAGGAAUUUAAUUCAACGUAUAAUGGAAAUAGAAAUUGAAAACAAGCAAGUACUGUCGGUCGAAAUUGUAUAAAAUUAAAAUUACUAUCAAUCAAAUUUGUCCACAUUGCUGGUGAUCCUAGACUAUAGUCCUCUGUAUGUUUGCCCGAAGUGUGACCUCAUGAUGUGCAGAUCAGGUGGUGACCAGAUUUAACCAGAAUUUAACAAUCGCAUUACAUGGGCGUUUUCAUGAUCUAACGCUUGAGUUAGAACACGAUGUGUAUUUUACUAACGGGUGGCUCUAUUUAUUUAUGGGCUUAACUCUCCAGCAUAGACAAAUCUUUUGUGCAUCGUUUUAUGAUGGAAGUUAUGAAGGAGAUUGUAAUGAACAUAACGGCAUCAGUAACCCAUACCAGGAACACAUUCGGGCAAAGCGACAGCAACAAGCGAAUAACCAGUCUCUUGCAGACCAACAAAGCAUAGUGAUCGAAACGUCGAGUUGUGACCGAUUGCAACCACUUCUUUCCAGAACCACUAGAUAUAGAGAGAAUAAUAUAGAGAGAAAGUCUUGUGUCAGCAACUGCCAAGUUCUAAUCGCUUCAGUUCAAGAAAGGAACAACUAGUGAAACCAACAAAGAUGUCCGAUGAUUUACAAGGAAAGAUACUCACAGUUUGUGGACCGAUCGAACCACAUGAGUUAGGAUGCACCAUGAGCCAUGAGCACCUGUACGCAGACUUCACGUGUUUCUACGAGAAGCCGAAGACACCAGAUGGACACAGGAUGGCUGCAUUUCCCAUCACCACAGUGAACAAUCUACACUGGCUUAACCAAAAUCCGUACAGCAAGUUGGAGAAUAUGAAGCUGGAUGACGACGACGCCAUUAUAGAAGAGCUUCAUUAUUUGAAAGAAAAUGGCUGCCAAUCGGUGGUGGAGUUAACGAUUCACGGGUUGGACCGAAACGUCGGGAAACUCAUUGAAUAUUCAGAAGCUACUGAUUUGCAUAUCGUCUCAGGGACAGGUUACUACACAGCAGACACGCAUCCACCAGAGCUAGACAGAAUGACGCAGGAGGAUGUGGAGUUGAUGUUUACUUCUGAAAUACUUGAAGGGGCAGAUGGGAGCGCUGGACGGUGCGGGGUCCUCGGAGAGCUCGGGUGCUCCUGGCCCAUUGAAGCUAAUGAAAAGAAAGUUCUUCGGGCCGCGGCUAACGUCCACUCUGAGCUUGGGUGUCCCCUCACUAUUCAUCCAGCAAUGAAUGCAAAUGGACCGGAUGAGGCAGUGAGGGUCUUACAAGAAGCUGGAGCAAAGAUGGAGAACGUUGUCAUGGAUCAUCUUGAUGUGGGUUAUCUUUCACGGGAGGAAGUCUUGGAAUUUGCAAGGCAUGGCACCUAUCUAGAAUUUGACUUCUUCGGUUCCGAGAAGGGCAACUGCCAGUUUGCCGAGGAUGUGGACUUCUUAAAUGAUGCCCAGAGGAUCCAGACCAUAAGACACCUUGUACAAGAAGGAUUUGAAGACAGGAUUCUCCUCUCUCACGAUCUGCACGCCAAGCAUCAAAUGAUGAAGUACGGUGGAUUUGGCUUAUCACACAUCAUGCUUUAUGUCCUUCCAAAGAUGGAGACCAGAGGUUUAUCAAAAGACGUCAUCAAGAAAUUCGUUGAGACGAAUCCACAGACGUGGUUGACAUUCACAAAAUAAACAUGAUUUUAUGAGCAGAGCUGCGCCUCAGCUUUUUGAACUCAAAUUGGUCGUCGAAAUUGCGAUGUAAUAAUGGAAAAAAAACAUAAUACCCUUGUCACACGAUUGCGGGUUCCCUCUCCCCUAUAGGGUUUCUGUCUGCCAGGAGGAACUUUAGACUGAAUAAAGUAAUGAGUUAUAUUUUUUAUUAUUUUAUCAUCAUUUGUUUGUCUCUGUGUGUGACACUUGUUAUAAAUAAUUCCUAAUAAGUCUAGAUUUGUUAACGGGUUUGCAAGCGCUUUCAUCAUGGAGAAACUGAAGUG
Molecule: messenger RNA, 2106 nt
Organism: Asterias rubens (European starfish)
Lineage: Eukaryota; Metazoa; Echinodermata; Asteroidea; Forcipulatida; Asteriidae
Product: phosphotriesterase-related protein-like
Exons: 8
Coding region: 746-1804 (352 amino acids)
Biological process (GO): catabolic process
Molecular function (GO): zinc ion binding
Source: RefSeq, a predicted model, not a curated record